Bufo bufo (common toad) is the source of this 4662-nucleotide messenger RNA. It is a transcript of the gene TUT4, whose product is annotated as terminal uridylyl transferase 4. The record is from RefSeq and is a predicted model, not a curated record. Bases 1 to 4545 code for a protein of 1514 amino acids. Gene Ontology annotation, molecular function: zinc ion binding; nucleic acid binding; RNA uridylyltransferase activity. Lineage: Eukaryota; Metazoa; Chordata; Amphibia; Anura; Bufonidae. The transcript has 30 exons.
AUGGAUGGACUCUCCAAACCUGUGAACCACGAGUCGAGGAAACCACUGACCCGCACAGGCCGUGGGGAGAACAGGGGCGUGCGAGUGGUGAACAACCAGAAGCAUAAGCAUAGAGGGGACAGUAAAACAAGCGCAAGAAAACAAUGGGCAGCUCUACAAUCAUCGGCUAAAAGGGCAGAGUCGUCGGAGCUGUGUGGGUGGGACGGUAGACGUGGGGCAAGACGUGGGUCACUCAAAAGCCAAGAGGGUCUUCCUCCACUGCUAGCAGGAAGAAAACCACCGCCGAGCUAUCAAGCCGGAGCAAAUGUGAUCCAAAUCCAAAGAUGCUGGGGAGUCCACUGGGAAUCAGAACACUUGCCCAUCCCAAAAGGCUCUUCAGAAAACGGUCCGGAUAACGGUGCAGAAAAUGUCGCCUCGGAGACUGUAAAUGAGGGGUCACCUGGAGAUCCACAGCCAUCUGCUGCAGUGCGCCCACCAGGAAACGGUCCUACCGCAGAUCUGGCAUCUUCAAAGAGGACGUCUACAGAGGAGGACUCUAGUCUUGCUGACCAAGAACUGGGCCUCAAGCAAGCAGAAGAGCGGCUGGAGAGGGAUUAUAUCCACCGCUUGGAGAAGAGAUCUCCUGACUUCUCCAACUGCCAGUAUCUAUGCAAGCUCUGCUCCGUUCACAUCGAGAACGUCCAAGGAGCUCACAAGCAUAUUAAGGAGAAACGGCACAAGAAGAAUAUCCUGGAGAAGCAGGAGGAGAAUGAAUUGCGCUCUCUUCCCCCUCCUUCAGCAGCACAGAUUACAGCUCUGGGUGUGACUCUGGUAAAUGCAGCAAAGGAACAUGGGAUCUCUCAGGAGGACUUCCUGUCUAGGCAGGAAAUCGUUAACGAGAUGGAGAAAGUUAUCCAAAUUAAAUUGCCUGAGUGUUCCCUGAGAAUGUACGGAUCAUCGCUGACUAGAUUUGCAUUUAAAACGAGUGACCUUAACAUAGACGUAAAGUUUCCACCUAAGAUGAGCCAGCCGGAUGUUUUAAUCCAAGUUCUUGAUAUUCUAAAAAACUGCACUCGCUAUGUAGAGGUUGAAUCUGAUUUCCAUGCAAAAGUUCCUGUUGUGUUUUGCAAAGACAAGAAGAGUGGAUUACCAUGCAAAGUGAGUGCUGGAAAUGACACAGCGUGCCUUACCACCGAAUUACUGGCAGCAGUCGGCAGACUGGAGCCGGCGCUUAUCCCCUUGGUGUUGGCUUUCCGCUACUGGGCACGGCUAUGCCACAUUGACUGCCAAGCAGAAGGUGGGAUCCCGUCUUACUCUUUCGCCUUAAUGGUGGUAUUUUUCCUACAGAAAAGACAACCACCGAUCCUUCCAGCAUACUUAGGAUUCUGGGUAGACGGCUUUGAAACCAAGAGGCUGGAUGAUUAUCAUCUGAAGGGCGUAUCUGACGAGAAGUAUGUUGAAUGGGAGUACAGACCCCCCAGCAAUGAUGGCAAGAAUUUGGGGAUGGAUGGACGGGGAAGACCUGAGAACCACAGGAGGAAUGCAGGAUCUGAAGCUGAGAACAGGAGGAAUAAAGAGAAGCAUGGAAAGUGCCGCUUGGCGUUCGAGCAGUCUCACCAGGUAGCUCUUGGGCAGCUGUGGCUUGAGCUGCUUAAAUUUUACACAUUAGAGUUUGCAAUGGAAGAAUAUGUGAUCAGCGUGCGAGUACAGAGCCUGCUGAGCAGGGAGAACAAGAACUGGCCAAAAAGACGAAUAGCCAUAGAAGAUCCUUUUACACUAAAGAGGAACGUCGCGAGGAGUCUCAACAGUCAGAUGGUAUACGAGUACAUUCUAGAACGCUUCCGUGCAGCCUACAGAUAUUUUGCGUGUCCGCAAAGGAAUGAAAGGAACAAAGCCAAAGUUGACAUUAGGAAGAGGGUAAAGUCUAGCAGCCAGAAGCCUGGGGAUCUCGUGGCUAAUGGUAGCCUCCAGGAUGGUGAAAGUGAUGGUGGAGAGAUGGAAAGUCACGAUAGUUCAGAUUGUGCGUCUGAUAAAGACAUCACGGGAAGCUUAGAAAGACUACACGUGAGCGACGAGGAGGCUGUGCGUCAGGAUCCAUGUCAUUUGGAUUUGCCGUGUUUGUCUGAAGGGUUAGGGGAUACUAGAAGCAGAAAAUAUAAUGACAGAGACUCCCCAGCAGUUACAGAUGACGAUGAUGAUACUACUGAAGGAAAUCACGCAUCAGAAGAGGCAUGUUCUGCACAAGACACUUCUGCUACCUCACUCCAUCACGAAAUCUUGAAGAAUGAAGGAAACCUUGCUGAGGACGAUUUGCAUUAUAUCUUUGAUAAGCUUAUAUUAACAUCUGGAAAGCCGCCCACAAUAGUCUGCAGCAUCUGCAAGCGUGACGGCCACUCCAAAGAUGACUGCCCCGAAGAUUUUAAGAAGAUCGACCUAAAGCCUUUGCCCAACAUGAACCCAAGAUUUCGGGAGAUACUGGACCGAGUGUGCAAGAAGUGCUAUGAUGAAUUAUCUCCUAGUCCUGCGGAGCAACACAAUCGAGAGCAAAUCCUCAUUUACCUUGAGAGAUUUAUCCGGAAGGAGUUUAACGGAAACGCCAGACUGUGCUUGUUUGGUUCGUCCAAGAAUGGAUUUGGGUUUCGGGACAGUGAUCUUGACAUCUGUAUGACCAUAGAGGGUCACGAAAAUGCACAGAAACUAAAUUGUAAAGAAAUAAUUGAAGGAUUGGCAAAGGUUUUAAAACGACACCCGGGCUUAAAGAAUAUUUUACCAAUAACGACGGCCAAGGUCCCAAUCGUGAAGUUUGAACACAGGGAAAGUGGAGUAGAAGGAGACAUCAGUUUGUAUAACACCCUGGCUCAGCACAAUACCCGGAUGCUGGCUACGUAUGCAGCCAUUGACCCAAGAGUGAAAUUCCUAGGGUACACAGUCAAGUUCUUUGCUAAGCGCUGUGAUAUUGGUGACGCAUCAAGAGGGAGUUUGUCUUCCUAUGCUUACAUCCUCAUGGUCCUAUAUUUCCUCCAACAGAGAAAUCCACCCGUCAUACCGGUGCUACAAGAGAUUUACGACGGGCAUGUGAUUCCACAGAAGAUGGUGGACGGUUGGAAUGCCUUUUUCUUUGAGAAUACUGAAGAGUUGAGAAGCCGGUUUCCACCUCUGGGACAGAAUACAGAAUCUCUCGGGGAGCUGUGGCUCGGGUUCCUUAGAUUUUACACAGAAGAGUUUGACUUUAAGGAGAAUGUCAUCAGCAUUAGGCAGAAAAAAUUGCUCACGACCUUUGAGAAACAGUGGACGUCUAAGUGCAUCGCCAUUGAAGAUCCAUUUGACCUCAAUCAUAAUCUUGGAGCUGGAGUCUCAAGAAAAAUGACUAAUUUUAUCAUGAAGGCAUUCAUUAACGGAAGGAAGUUGUUUGGAACCCCAUUCUAUCCACUGGCUGGGUUCGAAGCAGAAUACUUUUUUGAUUCCAAAGUCCUGACAGAUGGGGAAUUGGCACCUAAUGAUAGGUGUUGUCGGGUAUGUGGCAAGAUUGGCCAUUAUAUGAAGGAUUGUCCCAAACGAAGGAGGAUAAAGAAGAAAGAGAAUGAGAAAGACGAUGACAAGGACAAUAAAGAGGACGAGCGGGAGCUCAGAGAGAAGAGGUGCUUUACCUGUGGGGAUGUGGGUCAUGUACGAAGGGACUGUCCUGAAAACAACACAGCGCGGCAGAAGAGCAACAGCAUUCUGGCAUCUCAGAUCUUGAGCCUCAUUGUCCCGCAGCCCGUUCUCACCCCUUUACAACAGAUGGAGCGCCCAACGCGCACACGGCAGGCUUCAGAAUCGUCUGAAUCCCAUCACUCAUCGUAUUCUCCACAGCCUCAGACAUUUCCACAAAACAACAUGGGCCAGACGCAGUCUCAGACAAAGCUAAACCAGCAGCUACCGCAGCCAAUACCGAAUCCUCACCAGGUUCAGCGGCCCAUGUUUAACUUUCCACACUCUCCCCCCACUCACUUUUCUCCUCUGCACAAACUUGGGUUACUCCCUCUGCCUCCACAGAUCCCUAUUCACAACAACUCUUGGCCUAUCCAUGGCCAGAUAAUUCGCUCCUCUUCUGGGAACCCCCCUCACUCCAGUGGUGUCGCCUAUCCAGCCAGAUCUGGCAGCAGCACCUCAACCACUAGUCAAAGUGCAGUUAAUCUGAACGACCCCAGCAUCAUUUUUGCAGGGCCUGCUGCCAGGUCUGUAGGCAUUCCUAAUUCUUCUCACGAUGGACAUUGGCACAAUUCCCAGGCACCCAACUCACUGGUGAACAAAGGAAACGUGGGGGGCACAGAGCAAGGAUUCCAAGGACAGUUUGGGAAGCCCUCACUUCCCUGGGAGCGCGGGACUCCUCCUCAUUACCCUUUGAUUCCUGGAUCUUGGCCUUACAGCUUACACCAGAAUUUCCUGCAACAGGCACCUGCCGGCUUUCAUUCCAAGGCCUACUAUCCUCCAGCUCCUUCAUUAAUACAGAAUGGGCCCCAUUUCUCAGUCUUAUCACAAGGACACCCGCACCAGAACUCCAGUUACAUCCAGCAAAAGAAAUAAAAGCAAAAGAAAAAAAAAAGAAACUUUUGCGACAACCAUUUUUAAAACUUUGUUUCUAGGUGGAGCUAGAACUUUUAAUAUGUAACAUUUGUAAAUAUAGUGUUAGUUGUACUGGAA